AUGGACAAAAUACUUGAGGGACUUUUGACUUCGGCACACAACGAACAUGUGAAAAAAAAGCUUGUGGAAAAGAUUACAGCUACACCUUAUAAUAUGCCAAACGAAGAUUGGAAACUACUCUGCGAUUUUUCAUAUGAUCUUAUAAAAGAGCAAAUCACCCCUUUGCACGCUGAGAUCGGAGAUUACAUUCUUGCUUGGAUAGCCCGGUGCCAGGAAAGAAUAUAUCUAGAUCAUUUUAAUUCGGAGACCUUGGAAAAUCGUCUUACACAUGCGAUAAGUUCUAUCUAUAAAAAUUUAAGGGCAGUAGUGAAAGUGAUCAAACACAAAAACGACAUAUCGAUAUAUGCUUUGGACAAAGAAACCGUUGAAAGAGAUUUUCAAUUACUAAAAGUGCUCACCGAGAAAUACUUCUUCCUGUGUAAAGGGCGACAUGAUUGGCAAAUCUUAUUUGUGUUUAUAUUCAAUGAUCUGCCCAGAUUAAUUCCUACGGAAAGAAAUGUCGUAAUACAGAUGCUUAUCAACGGCUUGGCUAACUUAACCAAUGAGUCAAUGGAAGUUGAUUUUGUUAAGAAAUCAGUGACCUUGAUUGAAAUGUUAUGGAAUGAAAGCACAGAGACCAUAUCUUUUUCUAUUCGCGAAAUUUUCGAGAAGCUCACUGCAAGUUCACAAUGUUCCAAUGCGAUAGCAGUUUUGAUCGGUAAAAUACCGAUAGAAAAUAAGAUAGUCAUUCUACCGUACCUCCAGCAAAUGCCUCAUGAAGAUAUUUCGCGGUUAGAGAUAGGCAUUCAACGCAUGGUCGAGAUGAUGAAGAACCCAGACUCGAAAAAUAUAGGGAAUUGGAUUAUCGAGUUAAUGAACGCAUUGGGAAAAAUUAAUCAUGAUAUGCUAACAAGUAUCACGAACAAAUGCGUCCCUAUAUUAUUCAAAUACCUGUACAACCGCAAGUCGCGUGAAAACGCAUUAUUAAUUCUUAAAUACAUGCUGUUAGGAUGUCGAGGGUAUGAUGUAUUUCGCACAAUCCUUACAAUGGUUCCAGAUGUAUUGGACAUCAUUUCUUCCGAGGAUGACCAAAGGGAGAUCUUGUUAGAAUUCUCUACCCUUGUACAAUGCCUUAUGUAUCGAUUUCCAGGUUAUAUCGCUCAAUAUGAUAUUAUCUCGCAAAAAUUAGAAAGUUUGAAAUUGCCGACUGUUGAACAGAAAGAAAUUAUGAGCAUUCUACAAAAAAAUGCGUGGAAUAAAAUGUUUUCUGCAGAUGUAUCCAAGACGACGACACCUCGAUAUUCUAAACCGAAAAAAAAGGUUGGAUUACAGAAUUUGGGGAAUACUUGUUUUAUGAAUAGUGUACUUCAGGCGUUAUUUAAUACAGCAGAGUUCCGACGUCGCAUAUUACGAACAUCAAGAAACAGGACGUCUACGUUAUAUCAACUUCAGCAAUGUUUUCAGUCUUUAGAAUCUGAUAAGUCAUACAUCUCACCGUCAGCUUUAUUAGAGACUUUACCUAAAUGGCUCAACAACGGUCGUCAGCAGGAUUGUCAUGAAUUUCUGAAGCAACAAUUGACAUCCAACAAAAGGCAGCGACUUGAUGAUCCGAAUAAUCACAUUUCGUUCGAUCAAUUAGAUGACAACGAAAUACCGAUUUCUCCUUUUGGUGGUGUUUUGGUUAAUACAAUUGAGUGCUUAUCGUGCGGGACUGAAUCAAAAACUAAGGAGGAGUUUCAUGACUUAACACUGUCUCUUCAGAUUGAAAGUUCAUCAAAAAAUCUUUCCUUCUCUGAUCUGUUGUCCGAAUUCUUUUCGCCGGAAAAAUUAAAUGAUGACAAUCAAUACCAUUGUGAGAAAUGUCGUGGUUUGUGUGAUGCAUUGAAAACUACACGAAUAAUGGUUCCUCCAAAGUACUUGAUAUUGUCGCUUAAUCGAUUCGAGUAUAACAAAAGAUAUGCAAAGAGGAUUAAGAUCAUGACUCACGUCACAAUCCAAGAAACCUUGUCAUUAUCAUACAUUGCGAAAAGUGAUAGACGCACUUCAAAGGUGGAUUCAAAUGGUACAAAACAUAAAAUAAAUCAAUAUGUUAAUGGUGACAUCGGCGGGAAAAGGAAUGGCGUUAACGGGAAUUCAAAUGGCAUCACGAAUGGUGUUACGAAUGGUGACUCAAUAGAUAAUGACAAGAUAUACAAGGAAAUUAAUGGCAAUACAAGAAUAAGUGGUAAAGGCGAUAUAAAAAUGGAGUGGGCUGAGUACGACUUGUCAGCGAUCGUUAUACAUUCCGGUUCGUCAGCGGAGUAUGGUCAUUACUAUACGUAUGCCAAGGAUGAAGGAGAUGACACAUGGUGGUAUUUCAAUGAUAACUUUGUCAAUACCACCUCAUUAAGAAACAUCAUUUCCGAGGGUGUAGACUAUCGAUAUGACACACCAUACCUUUUCUUUUUUCGACAGAAAACAAUGAUAAAUAAUAAUUUGGGUCAGUUGGUCACCAGUUCAUAA
Acaulospora morrowiae is the source of this 2481-nucleotide messenger RNA. The record is from the annotation of a GenBank genome assembly. Lineage: Eukaryota; Fungi; Glomeromycota; Glomeromycetes; Diversisporales; Acaulosporaceae.